Messenger RNA from Phalacrocorax carbo (great cormorant), 4221 nucleotides. NCBI's taxonomy places the organism in Eukaryota, Metazoa, Chordata, Aves, Suliformes, Phalacrocoracidae. The record is from RefSeq and is a predicted model, not a curated record.
ACAAGGCUAAAGCUAGAAGCUUUCCUCUGCCGCCUGGGUCCCUUAAAAGCAGCAGAGCAAGCCCCGAGGAUCCCGGUGGAGCGCAGCCGGGAUGCGAGGCUGACGGGGAUGGGGAAGGGGGCACUGGCGUGAGCCCUGCGGAGAGCACAGCACAGAAGGCUGGUGCUCUCCAGAGAAGUGUGCCAGUGUCCUAUGAAUCCUAAACCAGGUGUUCAUUGAUGCAGAUCUUCCAGAGAAAUAGGAAACCAAACCCAAAAAGAAAUCACUGAGGGGGAAAAAGUGCAACAUGAGAGGUAAAAUGAAAUACUGGCCUUUUGAGAAUAGCUGCUGGGAACUGUGACAAACCAAGAGACCAGAGGAUUACUACACAGAUCCUGCAGAUUCUUAUCUGAGGCAUCAGCUCAGCCUUCCAGCAAGUGUGUAUGCUGAGCUGUGUGUUCAGCAGGCAAGGAUGGAAGUGCUACGCCGUUCCUCAGUCUUUGCUGCAGAGGUGAUGGAGGUUUUUGACAGGUCUCCCACUGACAAGGAGCUUGUAUCCCAAGCCAAGGCUCUCUGCAGAGACUACAUAAAUUCAAGGCUAAUCCGAGCGGGUGUCAGCUGGAGCAAACCUGAGUACAAUGCACCAGUGCCGGGUGGUAAACUGGCUGAGGUGUCCACCAUACUGCUGCGACUUGGGGAUGAGCUGGAAUACAUUCGCCCCAACGUCUACCGGAAUAUUGCCCGCCAAUUGAACAUCUCGCUGCACUCAGAAACAGUGGUGACGGACGCCUUCCUGGCAGUAGCUGCACAGAUUUUCACUGCAGGUAUAACGUGGGGCAAGGUUGUAUCUCUCUAUGCUGUGGCAGCUGGGCUGGCAGUGGACUGCGUGCGGCAUGCACAGCCAGCCAUGGUUCACACCAUCGUAGACUGCCUGGGAGAGUUUGUCCGCAAGACCUUGGUGACAUGGCUGAAAAGGAGAGGAGGCUGGGCAGACAUCACAAAAUGCGUGGUGAAUACUGACCCCAGCCUUCGUUCCCACUGGCUCGUGGCCGCUGUUUGCAGUUUUGGUCACUUCCUCAAGGCCAUCUUCUUCGUCCUGCUGCCUGAGAGAUGAAUCUGAGUCACCAAGUACAGCCCCCCUACCCUGUCUCCUCCCCCGCUCCAGAAGCAGUGGUAAUGGCAACCUCUGAAGAGGAGGAAGAGAAGAACUGGGACAAACAAAAAGGCUUGUUCUCUCCCUUCAGCUGGGAGCAGAGGAUCAACCACAGUCUCCUUUUUGCAGCCACAGGAGCCUCUCUCACCAUUAAUCCUUUCAAGAGUCUUGUUUCCCUUGGUGACUUGUGUGUGGGGGCUGGACAUUGCCUGUCCCUGGGCACGCUGAUCGCAGCUGUGUGAAGCGUGGUCUGUUCCUUACAGCUAUGUUGCAUGAUUAUGCUAGUGCCAGGCAGAGGGGAGGAGGAAGGGGAUAUUAUUUGAAAUGGGAUAGAAAAUAGGAGAGGGGGAAAGUCCCUCCUUUGCUCCAUGUGGUUCCUCUUUCAGUCCUCAGACUUGCCUUGCAUCGAUUCUUGUUGUUACAUUUGUGCUUAAACUCCAUCUCCUCAUUUAUACCUAACUCUGACUUUCUGGGCUCUGCCCACAGCACAGCACGGUGGACGGGAUAAUGGAGCUGUGGGGUUUUAGCGUGAUAAAAACAAACAUACUGCGGUCUGGUGCUUCUCCCUGACUUAUCUUGGAAAUCAGAGUGGGUGGCUGUGUGAGGGGCAGGACUAGAGGACAGUUGCACGUGAUGCAGUUUCCUAGUGUAUUUCAUCGACCCCUCUUACCGAGUUCACACGCCAUUUCAGACAGGAGAGCGAGGGGCAACACAUUCAAGCAACAACUUGGGACUGAAUUUCUUAAUGAAAAAUGUUUUCUCCACUGAGGUUUUGUCAGAGCUAUGUAUGUAAGUAAGAAGGAUGGGGGGCAUGGGCAGGAAUUAGGGAAACAAUAAGUAAGUGAACUGUCUGGUGUUGUGAAGGGGGAAAGCUGUGUCAAAAGUAACUGAUUUAUGUUUCUCCUUUAAUGUCUUCGGAAGUACAACUUGGAGUCUUCUUUGUGGCAAACAAUAAAAGAAAAUAGGUGGUGUUUCACUAUUGCAAAGGGUAUUGAUUUUUCUCCAGAGUUAAAAAUUCCAAAAAAGGCCAGAACAGUACAGGGACGAACACUCAGGCCGUGCUAAAAAUACUUCAGCUUUUUCCCCUGGUAGAACAUGUUAAAGUGUUAAAACUACAACUGCUCCAGUCCAUGCUAGGAAUUUAACCCAUGUUGUUACCAUGUCAGAAAUGUGCUGUUUUCACUGACAGAAGCGGGGCCUCUCUGCCAGUGGCAGGGGAAGGCUGCGGAGCCUCUUCUCUGCCAAAGCCUCGCGGGAGGCACCCUGCUCGGUGCCUUGCUCCCAAGAGUGUGGCAUUGCAGAAAAACACUGUUCUGGAUUAAGAACAUGUGGCACUAUAGGAGUAUUUACUGGUUUGGGUUUUUUUUUUUCCCCCUCCUGAUUUCCCUUCCACACUGUGGUUGUGAGGCACUUUACUGUUUCUGUCCAGAAGUUACUUGUCGGUUAUAUCUGUGCAGCAGGUUUCUGCUAGCAGCUAGUAGUGCUGUGCUCUGACCAACUGGCAGAGGAUAUGUGGGUGGUUAUACCCUUGCAUGGUCCUGCUUUUGGUUGGUCUAGCCUUUUGCACUUCUGCUGAUGUCUUGACUUAUGGGUACCGGGCCCGGCUUUACCGGUAGUACUACACCCGCAGUGAAAGGUGCUUUACCAGCUCAGUCUACUAGCACUUUUUCAGUAGUAAAGUAAUUGUUGUGGAGCAAAACCCUUAAAAGACAACCUCCCCCUGUCCCCAGCCCCCCAACAAAAACACUCACCAAGAAGGAGAAAGCCUCCCAUUCCGUAUUGAAGCUGUGCAGCCUUUAACAAUGUCUAGGUGGACUUUGGCUACGCUAUUAAAAGUUGGUGAGGUGUUAUGCUGACAAAGUUCCCCGUGUGGAUGCAGCUAAUGGUGCCCUCAGGCUGGUGCAGUUUUGUGUGUGUAAAGCUUGCAGCAGUUUCCCAAAUAAAACUAAAUUGCCACAAGAAUAUUUUAUUUUUUGUUCUUCCUGACAUAAUUAUAUCAGCAUUAGGGGUUUUGCUGGCACCUCUGUGCUUGGUAUUUUCUUCCUUAGAUUCCUGAUAGAUCUGGCUAUGGAAAUUUAGACAAGUUAUAGCAUAUGUGGUGAGCUAAUCUAAUCAUGCUAAACUAAUCAAGCACAGAGAAGAUCCUCUCUGAUCUGCACUAGAUGCAGUAAAAGCCCUAUAGUUCAUUGCAGGGGAUGCAGCUUUGUUGUCUUAAAGGAGGUUAGGAAAAAGUAGACUUCAUAUUUCUGGAAAUACCCUGGUUGUGUGCAGGCUUUGACUUGGACGGUUUUGCAGCUCAUAAAGUCCAGCUUGCCUUAUCAUGCCUAGUGUUUUAUGAAGUGUAUGUGAGUUAAUGGAGCUAGCACAGUCGAAUACUGGGACUGUCAAGACCUUUCUCAAUUUAGAUGCUGUUUUGAAAUGUAAUACUUAAGGCUAUGACUGUUUUUUCAGUAAACAAGUGGUAUCAGAUGGACUGUUAAGGAACAUGAAGAGUUAAAUGCACCAAUUAAGUGAGUUUAACAAAAAGAUAAUAAUAAGCCAAAUAAAGCAGCAUUGCUGGAAAGGAAUGUGCGUGGGUGGGGAGGGGGUUACACAGGCAGGCAGACAAAGACUCAGUCUGGAAAUGGCUGAGGUGGUGGAGCUCCCCACGAAUAGGUUUCAGACUUCUCUGGCUUUCAUCUUUCUUGUUGCAUUUGCUAGUCCCUGCAACAUCUGUACUGGAGCUGAACACUGUGCUGCUCCUCUUGCACUUGGUGUUAAGCCAGAAUGAUACUUUCACCCUUCUCACUCCUGCACUAACCACAUUGGCAACAGUCUUGCUACCAAAAUGAACAGCAAACAGCGUUGUGUGCACUGCUGUGCAUUUUGCAAGCAACAGUUUCAAGCCUGAUUCAGCCAAGUUUUUAGGUUGAGUACAGUUUCAGUUGUAGUAUUUAGGCAUUUCAGAGUACUUCCAGAGGUCCUUUGCAAUCUCAACAGUUCUGUCGCUCUGUGAUUUUUCUUUUCCCUCUUCUCUUUUGGCCAGUCCUGCCUGAUGGGAGACAUCAGGGUUUGUUGUUUAUCACCCUAGUAAACAUUUUCCUUUUAUA